AUGAAAGUUGUGACCAGUUUCGGUUACCGAGACAAGUUUCUGUUCUUCUCAGCGAAAGACGUGAGGAUCUUCGUCAUGGUUAGCGACGGUAUUGGAGAUAAGACUGGGAACCGCCUUAGGAUGAAAGAUCAUAAAGAGUACCCGGCCACUAACGCAGCAAAACUACACUGUGAACCAAGGAACAUCGAGCGUGGAGGAGCAGAUAAGAAGGAUCAGGAAGGAGGUGGGCAAGGUACCACAAGGAGCCACAUCAUCAUUAUGCGAAUGGGUAUCAAAGUCCCUCCAAUCAAGUAUCAUCGCCAAAACCUAUCCUCCAAUCCAGCAAGAUUUCAACUGAAGAUCCCUCCCUCGAUCCCUCACUCCGAGGUGCCUGAAGAGCUCGAACUCGAAGAACGCGAGUCCAAUAUAGAAGACGAAACUGGAGGAUGUUAUAAUGUCACUCCUGAUCAGGAGGAGCAGGACGCACAAUAUGCAGAAGGAGAAGCCAUACUAUCUCGUCCCAUGGAGGGCAUCGAUCCAGACAAGAAUCAUCACGAAGGGAUGCGUCAGGAGCAGACUACUGGAUUACGGUGGCGGUGUCAGCGAGAUCAGCUUCCAUGUGGAGAAUGGCAUCUUCAUACCAGGAUGCUACUGCAGCCUGGCGCCCAGCAGCAGGGAAAUGGGAAACAGCUAGAACAGCAUGUCAACAAGCGUAUGUUGAGGAUGCGACAAUGUGGACAAAUCGGGGACGCUGUUGAGUUUAUUGGGUCAAAUUGA
Darwinula stevensoni is the source of this 756-nucleotide messenger RNA. Lineage: Eukaryota; Metazoa; Arthropoda; Ostracoda; Podocopida; Darwinulidae. The record is from the annotation of a GenBank genome assembly.